AUGGAAAAGCGCCUGCCACAACUUCCGUGUCUGGCACUGUUGGCACUCAGCGGCGCGUUGAAAAUUCACGAGUACGAACAUGAGGAGCACGCCAAGUACGAGCCGGAACAUGAGGAGACCGAGGUGCAUCAUGAGGUGGAUCACAAGCACGCCACAUCGCAUCAGAGCGUUAAGUUCCAUCACUAUCAUGCCGUGCCCGUCUACAUAAAGCAUGAGGAUCAGCAUCUGGUCAAGAAGCCCAUCGAGAUUGGCGGCACCAAGCAGAAGUUGAAGAUCUUGCACCCGAAAACCGAACACAAUCACAAUCACGGACUUGUGCUGGAGAACCACAGCGAGUCGCAUUUGCACGAGCAUGGACAUUACGAGGAGCCAGUGCAUCAUUCCGAGCACUACGAGCAUUAUGCGCACCAUGAAUAGGCAUAGGCAUGGGCCCCUUUUAGACCCAAUUCUCCCUAACCCAUUUUGCCAAAUAAUUUUUAAUAUUUUCUCAUAUCAGAUGAGAGUCUGUUUCUUAAAUAUGUACUUAAGUUUAAGGCUUUGUUUUUUUUUUGUGAAAUAAA
Drosophila virilis is the source of this 560-nucleotide messenger RNA. NCBI's taxonomy places the organism in Eukaryota, Metazoa, Arthropoda, Insecta, Diptera, Drosophilidae. The record is from RefSeq and is a predicted model, not a curated record.